CACCUCAAGAAUUCGAGAGCGCCAGUAACCCUAACCCCCCCAAUUGCUCCCUCCGACGAGUCGACGCCUGUCGCCGGAGAUCUCUCCUUAUCCCCGAAUCCGGAUCGGUUCCUCCCGGUGCUCCGCCAUUCGCCGCUGCGGAACCCUAGGUCCCUCGCUAUCGGCCGUUGAACGAGCGGGAGGCCCCCCUGCCCCCGGUCGAUGACGCCGGAGAAGGAGAUGACGGCUUCGCCGACGAGCUCUCGGUCGGUGACGGAGACCGUGAACGGAUCCCACAAGUUCGUGAUCCAGGGGUACUCGCUCGCCAAGGGCAUGGGGGUCGGCAAGCACAUCGCCAGCGACACCUUCACCAUCGGAGGGUACCAGUGGGCGAUCUACUUCUACCCCGACGGGAAGAACGUCGAGGACAACUCCACCUACGUGUCCGUGUUCAUCGCUCUCGCCAGCGACGGGACCGACGUGAGGGCGCUCUUCGAGCUGACGCUCGUGGAUCAGAGCGGCAAGGGGAAACACAAGAUCCACAGCCACUUCGACCGGUCGCUCGAGAGCGGGCCGUACACCCUCAAGUACCGCGGGAGCAUGUGGGGUUAUAAACGCUUCUUUAGACGAUCUGCACUUGAAACAUCAGAUUACCUCAAGGAUGACUGCUUGAAGAUCAAUUGUACCGUCGGAGUUGUUGUGUCUGUGAUGGAUUCACCUGGACUGCACUCUGUACAUGUUCCAGAAUCUGAUAUCGGAAUGCAUUUUGGUUCACUUCUGGAUAAACAAGAAGGUUCAGAUGUUGUUUUUGAUGUUUCUGGAGAAAAAAUUCAUGCUCAUAAGCUGGUGCUGGCUGCUCGAUCCCCAAUAUUUCAUUCUUUGUUUUUUGAUGGAUUAGAUGAUGAAAGGAAUGAGAUUACUGUUACAGAUAUGGUACCGAAGGUUUUCAAGGCAAUGCUACAUUUUAUCUACAGAGACACUCUUGUAGAAGAUGACAUACUUGUUACUUCCUACCUUCCUGAAUCUUCUGUGUCGGACACACUGGUAGCAAAAUUGUUAGCUGCAGCUGACAAGUAUUGCUUGGAAAGGCUUCGACUUCUGUGUGAGGCUCAUCUGUGCAGGGAAAUAUCUGUGAAUUCGGUUGCCAGCACACUUGCGUUGGCUGAUCAAUAUCAUGCCAUGGAACUUAAAGCUUCUUGUCUUAAAUUUGCUGCAGAAAAUCUUGCAGCUGUGAUGCGCUCAAGUGGAUUUGAGCAGCUCAAGGACAAUUCUCCAGCCCUGCAGUCAGAACUUCUAACAACAAUUGCUGGUUGUGAGGAGGAAUACAAGAAAAGCCGGAGCGACUGGGGUCAGCUUUCGGAUGGCGAAGAUUCUAGCGGCCGUAGGAUAAGGCCUCGGACUGAUACGGACACAAAUUACUGAUUCGUGCAAUGACAGUAGUGUAUGUCUAGGAAACAAAACCAGAGAAACCAGCAGGUGUAUCUUAACUAGAUGUUCAUUGGUAAUUAGUAUUAGUGGCAUGAAUUCUAGGUUUGUUGUAGGCAUGAAACUUGCAAAACAUGCUUAUCGUCUGACAAGAUGCAACAUAUCCAAGAAACUUUUUUUAGCAUACAAGCCCAGCGUGGUGAAUGCUAUGUAUGAUGUAUUAAACCCUCUGUUCUUCAUAUGCUUUCUCUUCUUGCAGAGAGAAAUCUUUCGGAGUAUAUUGAUUUUUAUUUAUUUUUA
Musa acuminata AAA Group (dessert banana) is the source of this 1704-nucleotide messenger RNA. RefSeq names its product BTB/POZ and MATH domain-containing protein 4. The coding region runs from base 202 to 1401 and encodes 399 amino acids. Gene Ontology annotation, molecular function: protein binding. The transcript is spliced from 4 exons. Lineage: Eukaryota; Viridiplantae; Streptophyta; Magnoliopsida; Zingiberales; Musaceae. Gene Ontology annotation, biological process: protein ubiquitination. The record is from RefSeq and is a predicted model, not a curated record.